Molecule: messenger RNA, 1449 nt
Organism: Canariomyces notabilis
Lineage: Eukaryota; Fungi; Ascomycota; Sordariomycetes; Sordariales; Chaetomiaceae
Exons: 3
Source: RefSeq, a predicted model, not a curated record
ACAAUCCGAGUCACGUUCCGAUCGGACUGUGGGGACCCCGCCCUACCGUCUUGGUGUGGUUCGCCUGGGCGACCAACGCAAAGUUUUCUAGCCGACAAUGCUAGUUCAUCUAACGGGAGCGCCGUCGUCCUUCUAAACUUUCCGCUCGACGACCUCGCUGGUUUCGAGAUACCUCCAGCUCCUGCGACUGUCGCUCAGGCAUCGAGCCUGGCGUGCCCCUUAGCAGACCACCAGGCUCGCAGCACAGCGGCUUUGCCGUUAGUAAUUCGUACAUCCGACACCGUGGAUUCCCAGGAGCCCUCGGCCCGGGGAGACAAUUUCAGCCCCGGUGCCAAAGCCGCCUUGGGCAUCGGCAUCGCCCUCGGCUGCGUCGCCAUCGGUGCCAUGGCGGCCUUUUUGUAUUUCAGGCGCCGACAACGGGGGCAAGGUGGUGAGCUGAGAUGGGGCGUUUUCAGUCGUGAUGGCCGUCGUGGGAGGAAAGGCCCUGAAAAGAGGAAUGGAACUUCGGUCACAUCGGGGCGGUCCGAUGAGCCGCUCUGUCCUAUACAGCCGGUAUUCGACGGCUAUCCGGGUUCGAUGGGCUAUGAUGACGUCCGGUCGCUCCAGUCAACCUUAAAUCUGCAUUCGCCUGGCGAGUCACCGACUAUAUCGCACAACGGAGGCUUCUGGACAAGUGAACGCAGCAUCGAACGGGAAGAACUCACAGCUGCCCGUCUUAAGUCCCAGCUUCAGACAUCCACGCCGGCUAUCAUAUCUUACGGGCCCAACCCCGUCACACCCACCCCGAAGACUCAGUUACACUCUUCUCCACCCGAUGCGGACCCCCCGCUACCGAAAAAGCCCGCCGUGCCGAUCGUCGUAUCGUACGGACCCAACAAGGUGACUCCCACACCGCUGGUAAAAUCACCAACAGUGCCGCCGGACGAAGCGAUUCUCAACCGAAGGUACAUGGAGAUGGACGCCAUGGACGCCAGCGCGCCCGCUCCCCCUAUCACUCACGAGCGCCAGUUCUCAUGGGUGCCAGACUCCCCACUCCUCGGCGCCUCCUCGAUGGGGCCCCUCCCGCCCUACGCUUCGACUGCCGAUUUCGAGGCCAUGGAGAAAGGCGCCGUGCGCAAGUUGGCAGAACCUCAAGCCGAUGCCGAGCUACCUCCCACAAAAGACGGCUUCUACCACUACACGUCCGACACGGUCGAGUACGAGCUCCCCGGCGCCGCGCCACAGAACGAACCGCAGCUGCCGUUCCGCCCCUACAAGGUACAAGCGCCGGCUGGUCCCUCGGCCAGCUGGCACAGAGAGAUUGACGAGCAGAAAUUCCUGCUGUCUGAUGAGGAGAUCAUGAAGAUGAGGGCUGAGAAGGCAAAGAUACGGGCCGCGGCCGCGGCUGAAGCUGCAAGAGCUGGAGCGGAUGAGUCGUAUGACUUGGGUGAGCCGGUAUCCAGGAGGUGA